Messenger RNA from Dendrobium catenatum, 1959 nucleotides. Its product is annotated as protein PHOSPHATE STARVATION RESPONSE 3. The record is from RefSeq and is a predicted model, not a curated record. The transcript is spliced from 8 exons. Gene Ontology annotation, molecular function: DNA binding; DNA-binding transcription factor activity. Bases 604 to 1695 code for a protein of 363 amino acids. Lineage: Eukaryota; Viridiplantae; Streptophyta; Magnoliopsida; Asparagales; Orchidaceae.
CGCAAAACUAAAUUGCUGGUUUACAUUACACUUCAGUUCAAUCCUUUUCUCUCAUCUUUUCCAACAGGUGAUCUUUUGUCGUGCAAUGACGUAACGGAGAGAAAGCAAAGAGAAAGACGUCAGCUUCGAGAGAGAGAGAGAGAGAGCUGGCAGAGCGGGGGCUGGUUGGCGUUUGCACCGUGAAAGGGCUUUUGCUGGAAUGUUUAUCACCGUGGUUUAGGCAUUAGAAGGAAAGGGAAAGGUGGCAGCUCCAAUCAUUUCCAAGGAGGAAGAAAUGAGUUAUGGAUCCUUAAUGUCUGGCGGCUGGGGCUGAUUCUGCUGCGUUGGAUAAAAAUGGAUUAGUCUUUGCAUCCUUAAUCCUACAACUUUUUAGGUGGACAAGGCUGGAAAUAAUGAACACCAUGAAUAUGAUUGGUGGCAUGAGUGAAACGGAGGAAUUUGCCAGGCAGAAUUUGAACCUAUCAAUUUGUGCCAUCUUCUACUCUUGAACUCUUUAAAUGUUUAGCAGACUGCAAGGUCUUCAGAUGCAAUUUCUCAUAUGCUCACCUCUCAUAUUGCCUUCUAAGUUACGCAGGCUUUCCUUGUCAACUUAAACAAUCGAGUAUGGACUCUGCACCGCAGACACCUCCCUCUUCCAUGUCUCAUCCUCAAAAAUCGGAAUAUGCAUUUUCUCGAACUUCUACAUUCUGUACCAAAUUAUAUUCUUCAAAUUCAACUAACUCAGAAACCUGCGGGCUACUGAAUAAUUUGCCUUUCCACGCUCAACAUCCCAAAUCUGGUCAAGAGGGGGUGAAUAACAUGCCCAAACACUCAGAUGAUCUCACGAAGGAAUUCCUUAAUCUUUCAGGAGAAAUUUCAGGUGAUAGAAUUCACGAUGGAAAUCACAACAGUAGUAACAUGUCACUGAUGGAGCAGAUGGAUUUACAGAUUUUGUCCGAGCAACUUGGAAUAGCUAUCACAGACAAUGGGGAUUGCCCUUCCUUAGAUGAUAUAUAUGAGACACCUCAGAGUUCUGGCUUUCCAUCAUUCCAAUCCGGUUUCUUACAGGCACAUGAAAAACUGAGCACUCCAGCUAAAGUUAGAACUCAUUCUAGUUACUCAACUUCUGGAUCAUUAUCUAUUGUUAAACCAAGAUUGAGGUGGACUCUUGAACUCCAUGAGCGUUUUGUUGAUGCAGUUAACAAGCUUGAUGGACCUGAGAAGGCAACUCCAAAAGGUGUUUUGAUGCUUAUGAAUACUGAAGGCUUGACCAUUUAUCACAUAAAAAGUCAUUUGCAGAAAUAUCGACUUGCCAAGUUUCUUCCAGAUACUAUAGAAGACAAAAAGGCUUCUCAUGCUGAAGACACGAGAGAAAUAUCUAGUAGUCAUGAUAGUGACACAGCUUUGAAGAGAAACAUUCAAGUUACAGAGGCGCUCAGAAUUCAAAUGGAGGUUCAAAAGAUGCUACAUGAACAGCUUGAGGUGCAAAGGUCUUUGCAGCUACGCGUAGAGGAACAUUCAAGAUACUUGCAGAAGAUAAUUGAAGAGCAACAGAAUACAACAAAUUCCUUGGUUUCUUCAAACCAAAACCAAGCCUUGAAAUCGCAGACCGAGUCCUCCGACCAGUCCUCACCGGUGCGACCCGCCGGUUCAAUCUCCUCACCUACCAAAGAUAAAGAUUUGGUGACCGAAUUCAAGAAGAGGAAAGUCCAAUAACCAAGCAUUGAAGCUGAGCAUGAAAUAAGUUCCUGAUCUUUGUAUUCAAGACUUCAACAGAUGUUUGAGAAUAGAAGAGAUUUGGGUGUUGUUUUUUUCCCAAUUCAUAUGUAUAAUAAAACUUUAAUUUAAGGUAUAGCAUUGAAGCCUUUGUUUAUGCGUUGAAUAGUUAAAAUCGGGUGGAUUCUGCAACCUGAAGUAUGAUUGUACUAUCAAAUAUUUGCUAAAAGAAAAGAAUUUGUACUCGUAGUAAAUGAGCAUGAA